CAGGGGAGGCAGAGUCACAGUGAGAGUGUCGGCUUGGUGUUCAACGCUUUUUCUGUUAUGGGAGUGGGCCCCUUCACUACCACUACGGGAAAUGUCUCUGACAUGUUUGGAACAGAGAUCACCCCGUCAGGCUGGACCUUCAGCAUUUGGAGCGUCAUCUAUGUGUGGUUGACACUCAUGAUUAUCUACAUUCUGACUAACCUUUGCAGAAAAAAUUCUUAUGGCUAUGUUUACUGCUGUCCACCAGUCCUGCCCUAUGGAUUCUUCAUUUGCUGGUGUCUCAAUAUGUGGUUCAAUAUUGCCUGGCUGCUUGUUUGGGACAGAGUGUGGAUGAUUGCUGCCCUUGUUUUUCUAAUUUUGGUUGUUGGCACAAACUGUGGCAUGACAUAUUUUGCCUGUUAUGGUCUUUACGUCUAUGGAGCAUGGCUCAACAAGUACCACAACAUGGACCUGUGGCUCAUUCGCAUACUGGUACAGAAUGGUGUGAUGAUCUACACAACAUGGACGACCAUUGCUAUGCUCAUCAACUUGGCCAUUGUGUUGACCUAUGAAGCAAACGUUUCCCCAACAAAUGCUGCCACCAUGUCCUAUUGUGCCUUGACGGUAGUGCUGCUUGUUUGGUUUUUCCUUCAAAACGUCAUCCUGGACAAGCACAUGCGCUACAUCUUCAUUGACUACCCAGUUAUAAUCUGGGCACUAGCAGGAAACUUUGAUAAAAACUACAAUGCUGAAUCGCUCACCCUAAGUGCCAUUUUUAUUGUUGUGCUACUAGUGGUGGCAUCAAUCCUGUAUGCUGUACGUCUUGUCCUCUUGUUUUGGCGCCACUGCAACCAGCCGUUCUUCAAAGGCGUCAGCCCUGAGGCCAUGGAUCCAAUGGAGAUUUCCCAGCAGCUAAAAUGGAUACUCAGAUGAACACUCAUGUGAUGUCACUUAAAUUGUGGGUGCAGUGUGAUGUAUGUAUUACAAUAAGUUAAUAAUUUACACAAGGUGACUAAUUUUAUUAUAAGUGUUUGUAUAUGUUAGUAUCCCUGUUGUGUCUGUUAGUAUAUCUGUUUGGUUACUGACUGAUUUCAACCUUUGACAGUGCCUCCAAGGCGAUUAUUAUUAUUACAUCACAGACCUUAUUUGUAAAGUUCUUGAUGACAUUCAAGUCAUGUCAACAUUGCUUGUGGUUGUACUGUAUAUUUAUCAGGAAAUAAAGUUUUGUAUG
This is a messenger RNA of Syngnathoides biaculeatus (alligator pipefish), 1210 nucleotides long. RefSeq lists its product as uncharacterized. The transcript is spliced from 8 exons. The coding region runs from base 58 to 912 and encodes 284 amino acids. Lineage: Eukaryota; Metazoa; Chordata; Actinopteri; Syngnathiformes; Syngnathidae. The record is from RefSeq and is a predicted model, not a curated record.